Molecule: messenger RNA, 1955 nt
Organism: Cannabis sativa
Lineage: Eukaryota; Viridiplantae; Streptophyta; Magnoliopsida; Rosales; Cannabaceae
Exons: 6
Coding region: 380-1606 (408 amino acids)
Source: RefSeq, a predicted model, not a curated record
AAAAGAGAGAGAGCGAAAUUCCAAAAGCAUUUAAAAUAAAAGGGCCAGAUGGUAAUUUCAGAUAGAGAAGAGGUUCAAAGCUAGGCGUUGAUUUUUUAUGUUUUUGUUUGGACCAAACCAAAGAAGACUUUCUCCUCAUUUGAAGAAGCAAUAAUAAGUACACAUAUUUUGAUCUCUCAUCUUCUUCUUUCAAAAUCCAGAAAAUUCAGGACCAAAAACCUUUAUUACACUUUGACCCCUGAACUUCUACUAAUUUACUUUCUAAAACCCUUGAUACUUGCAACACCCCGUGGAAAAUAUUCAACAUUUCUCAACAAUUGCAACCCAUAACUUGUGCUUAAUUCUGUUUUGACCCCUAAUUCUCACUCUUCUCCCACCAAUGUCCAAUUCUGGAGGUUUCUCCUUGACUCGAUAUCGGGGCACCGAACGGUUCUACAAUCCACCGGCGGUUCGGAGAUAUCAUGAGUUGCAAAAGAAGCUUCAGCCAUCGCCGCGGAGGCAGUUCUCUAAGUCGUUGAAGUAUGAAACCCAACUCGACUCGUCUGAUGCUGAGACUCGGACUGACUCCGAUGAGUCGACAUUGUCGAGGCCUAACUCAGUUUCUUUGCCUUCUUCUUCGUCUUCUUCUUCUUCACCAGACGUUGCUUCGUCUAAUUUGGAUCGUAUCAUUGAAUCGGUAACUCCAUAUGUUAAAGCUCAAAUCUUCUCUGAGGCAAGAAUGAGAGGAUGGAGAGCUCAAGAAGCAUUUUACUGUCUUGGGGAUCUGUGGGAAGCGUUUAGGGAAUGGAGUGUAUAUGGGGUGGGUGUGCCUUUGUUACUGAAUGGAUGUGAUUCAGUUAAGCAAUACUAUGUUCCAUAUUUAUCAGGGAUACAAUUGUAUGUGGAUCCACAAAGGUUGAGUGAUGCUGGAAGUGGCAACCGUGAAGCAGAAAGGCGAGCAACUGGUGUUGUUCAUGGAGGACAGGGUCGGCACAACCUCACGAACUUGAAUACGCAGAUGUUGAAUGGACUUAGUUUGAGAGAUCCACCUCCUUUGAGUCCAUCAAGUAAUGAAACUAAGGCUUAUAACUCACCAGGAGAACCUGUAUAUGAAUACCUUGAAAGUGAAUCACCAUAUGUUCGUAAACCUUUAUAUGAUCAGGUUUUGAAUCUUGCAUCUAAAUUCCCUGGGCUCAACGUGUACAAAAGCUGUGAUAUAUUGCCUGCUAGUUGGCUCUCUGUUGCAUGGUACCCAAUAUACAGAAUACCUGUUGGCCCAACUCUACAAAGUCUCGAGGCAUCUUUUCUUACAUUCCAUCCUUUAUCAACGCAUUCUUCAGGCAAAAAUCAACCACGGUUGCAUCCUGCUGCCAGCGCCAAGAAGGGAGACACUUCAAAAAUCUCUUUGCCCAUUUUUGGUCUUGCUUCCUACAAGUUAAAAGAUUCAAUUUUUUCACCUGGGGAAUCCGAGGAACAGCGGCAGGCAAGAACCUUGCUGCUGGAUGCUAAGAAUUGGCUGCAGCGCUUGGAUGUCAAACUUCCUGACUGGGAAUUUUUUCAAUCCCGCAAUAAGUUCGUAUCUUCUGAAGUUCAUUUAUUAAACAACACAAAGGAGUCCAGUUGCUGAGUUGUUAAAUGAAAUGUGUUCAUGCGUACUACAAAAACAGCUCGAUUUUCAGCCUUCGUUUUUCAAAUACUUGUGUAUGUUUUUCUCCAUGGAAGAAGCAUUUGAUAGACACAAGAGAAUAGGAGAUUCGUGAGGCUGCCUAGCAUUGUUGGAAGGAUAUAGUGUGGCAGUUGUAUAUGGGCAUUAAAAAAGUGAAUAUGAUUAGCAAGCUAUAUGGUCUCAUCAUAUUACCAAGUAAUGAGACAUUGUUUCCUAAUUUGUUGCGUAUCCAUGAUUCUGGCCUUAACAAAUAUUUGACAUAAAUGACAGUAUAUAUAUAUUCAUAAGAAUCUGAUAGCGGCUUUCAUGA